AUCUCAUCCUAAUUGCACCAUACAAUGUCAACCACUGAGGGCUCUCCUCCCCAAAAAUCUUCAGCUUGCCAACCUGAUGCUAACAGAUGAAUGCAGAGAACUCAUGGGGUCCCUCCCAUCCGAGAAGGGAUGGGUCUUGAGCUCGAGCACCCUCUACUACCUCUACCGGGGCUUCUGGUACGGGGCCCUCCACAUGAACGGCACCCUCUUGACUCAACGCCACUUUAGGUCCCUGGCCGGACCCACACAACAAAACCAUCAUCAGUCACCAUCUAUCUAUAUAUAUAUCUUCUUCAAGUCAAUUCUUCACUUCACUGCCAACGUACUUCCUGAUUACCCCUCUCUCUCAUCCACCAUGUCAGCCCCUAACAGCUCUCGCCUCCCCAAAUAUCUCCAAGAAGUCGACAACCUAACAGAUGAAUGUAGAGAACUCAUUAGCACACUCCCAUCCGAGAUGGGUUGGCUCCCGAUGUUCAUGCACUUCUACCAGGGCUUCUGGUACACCACCCGCCAACUGAGCGCGAUCCUCCCGGUUCAACACCACUUCAAGGCUCUGGACUCCGACAUCGUCCUUGUGUCCACCCCCAAGUCAGGCACAACAUGGCUUAAAGCCAUUCUCUUUGCCCUCCUAAACCGAUCCUACUGCUAUUCCAAUAUAAAAGGGGAUCAUCCCUUGCUCCAGAAAAAUCCGCACGAACUCGUACCUUUCCUGGAAUUCCUCCACAUGUUGGACACGAAUCCGGACCUCUCCUCAUUCACUUCCCCAAGGCUGUUAGCCACCCACAUCCCCUUCGGAUCACUUCCAGAGUCCAUGAAGGAUUCCGAAUGCAAGAUUGUGUACUUGUGCAGGAACCCGAAGGACACAUAUGUCUCCCUAUGGCAAUUUACAAAUAAGUUGCUGCCCAAGGAAACUGGGACGACAAGCCCACUUGAGGAGACUUUUGACAAGUUUUGCAGAGGGGUGAGCGUGUAUGGACCAUUCUGGGACCAUGUCCUGGGCUACUACAAUGCCAGCUUGGAGAUGCCCCAUAAGGUCUUUUUUCUAACGUACGAGGAAAUGAAGGAGAAACCUAUUGAGCAGUUGAAGAGAUUGGCUGAUUUCCUGGGCUGCCCUUUCUCGGAAGACGAGGAGGAGGUUGAUGGUGGGGUUGAUGAGAUCCUACGGCUCUGCAGCUUCGACAAUUUGAGCAAGCUAGAGGUGAAUCAGAACGGGAAACUCUCAACAGGGCACGAGAACAAGUCGUUCUUCAGAAAGGGCGAAGUGGGAGAUUGGGUAAGCUAUUUGACUCCCGAUAUGAUUGAGAGGAUCGACCGCAUCACUGAGGAGAAGUUCCAUGGGUCAGGUUUAAAGCUCUAGAAGUGAUUUAGUUGAUAUUCACUUGUUCAUUGCCUACUCUCCAGUACCAAUGCAACCUAUACCAACAGUACUCGAUUUCCUGUUUACACGUACUGUGCAAACUCUCCCCUAGUAAUGAUCCAAUUAUAUAAUAACAAUCAAAGUGGGUGUAGCAUAUGUUAUGGGCCAUAAAAUUGUGAUGUCCGGUGAACAGCAACCCAACGAGUCAAAAUAGAAGCAGAGAUGAGAGAUCAACAGUAGCAUAUGUUAGAAUGAGUAAUUCAAUGAGCAUCUAUGUCAGCAGGGUGAACAGCAUCAAUCACGUCCAAUGGAUUCACCCGAGAGAAGCGAAGAUUUGAGCCUUAAAUUGCAAGGAGCCCCCAUGGUCCCAGCCGGGGAGACCCCAUCUGAUGGUCCCAGGGUUCCCCCAUAUGCUCCGACCUGGACCUUAAUGCAUGUCACCAAAUUGGAAGCACAGAACGCAGAGGAUCAGUGAUAGCCAUGCUCUUUCCUUCGUUUAUUAGUGAGAAUGUCAAUUGAAAAGGCGUACUUUUAUUCCUGUCUCUUGUACUUUUGUCCUCUGUCGUAUUUUUACUGAGUGGGAAGCAGCUAUAGAAAAAACAAUACGGCCGGAAAAAAAAAAAAAAAGGUGCUCAUCCAAUGUGUAAGGGUUAGUCUACAAUACAUUGGUCAUUCACUUAUGUAUGUAUCAUUCUUCAAGUAACUUGUUUGAAUUUUUCAAGUAAAUUAUCUAACCUCAA
This is a messenger RNA of Punica granatum (pomegranate), 2097 nucleotides long. NCBI's taxonomy places the organism in Eukaryota, Viridiplantae, Streptophyta, Magnoliopsida, Myrtales, Lythraceae. The record is from RefSeq and is a predicted model, not a curated record.